UUCAAAUCGAAAAAACCUAAAUUAUCGGAGUAGGAACAAAAUGCCAAAUAUCGGGUUUUUAUCACCUUCUAUGUAGAAUAUGACUACUUGGAGUGCGACAAUUAAUUUCGGAACACCCUUGUUGGCCAUUUUAGAUGACGUUUCGCCAAUUCCAACAACGACUUUGUUUUUGUUUGUAUUUGAUUUUAAAUUAUGCUGAUCACAGAACCGGAGUCGCACCGUGAAUUUUAAUCUGAAGGACAAUUAGCUUGAAAUAAGGAUAGAUCACGUACAAUAAUAAACUUAAUUGAUUAAAGCGAUAUUAGUACUUUAUGUAGUCUUAACUUGAAAUCAUGUCGACCAGCCAGAAGCACCGUGAGUACGCUGGAGAACCAAUGCGUGAGAAGGAUGACGAUGAACUUGCGGGUAUUGGACCAGUACUGUCUUCCAGACUUAAGCAACAAGGAUUUACUAAAUUAACGCGAUAUAUUUUAUAUUAUGAUUCAAACAUUAAACACAUUACUUAUUAUUGGCGAUUGGUGUGUAAUAUUAUAUUAUUUUGGAAUCAAUUUUGUGUGCAGUGUUCUAAAAUCAUUCAUAGUCUGUCUACACAACAUAGUUUAGUUUUCAGCAUAAGAGAAAUAACUCUGAAGGCUUAUAAAGUUUUGGACCAAUUUCUGUUUCUCGGGAAGAAUCAAGAAAUGUUUUCUACUUGGUUGAAGGGCACUACUAAGUCAAAUGCUAAACAAGCGAAAGUGUUAUGUAUGCCUUGAAGCGUGGUGUGAGCAAUUUCUUUGAAAAUGCAGUGGCCAGUGGGUACAUAGUAAUUAUUAUGUUGUUAUUAUUGCUGUUCAAUUAUUAUAAAAAUUGUCUUAAAUAAUAAUGUUUACAAAAAUACUUAAAUUGCGGUUUGUAA
Adelges cooleyi (spruce gall adelgid) is the source of this 895-nucleotide messenger RNA. Its product is annotated as barrier-to-autointegration factor-like. The record is from RefSeq and is a predicted model, not a curated record. Bases 333 to 752 code for a protein of 139 amino acids. Gene Ontology annotation, molecular function: DNA binding. The transcript has 3 exons. NCBI's taxonomy places the organism in Eukaryota, Metazoa, Arthropoda, Insecta, Hemiptera, Adelgidae.